Molecule: messenger RNA, 2515 nt
Organism: Chinchilla lanigera (long-tailed chinchilla)
Lineage: Eukaryota; Metazoa; Chordata; Mammalia; Rodentia; Chinchillidae
Gene: Slc41a2
Product: solute carrier family 41 (magnesium transporter), member 2
Exons: 11
Coding region: 369-2090 (573 amino acids)
Biological process (GO): monoatomic cation transport
Cellular component (GO): plasma membrane
Molecular function (GO): monoatomic cation transmembrane transporter activity
Source: RefSeq, a predicted model, not a curated record
UCGGGGCGAGCGGGAGCGCGGACCGAGUCCCGCUGGGUGCAGCCGCCGUGUUCCCGGGCUCGCGUCCUCGUCCGGAUACCCGGGCCGUGCCGCGAGCCUGGAGCCCCCGUGCUCUGAUUGGAAGAGGUGACACGUCUGUGUGCGUGUGACACGUACACUACGCUGAGCUGUGCUCCACGCAUGGCAUCCUCUGCUGAGUCUUACCACAUCCAGCCUCUCUGUGGAACUUCUAAACAUCUUUAUUAGUGGAAACACUUUUAAUACUGUGAAGUGAUCAAUUUAAACACACGGUUCAGCGGUUUGUGAGUCAGCCACAUGGUUCACAAAGCUUGAGGCCUAGAGAAUACAGGGACCUGUGUGAUGACAAUAUGACCAAUAGCAAAGCAAGAUCUACUACUAACAAAACAAGCGAUGCUCCGAGUAGUGGGGGAGGUUUUGUAGAUUGGACUUUACAUUUAAGCGCAAUUCAAUCUGAUAAAUUUUUAAACUUACUAUUGAGUAUGGUUCCAGUGAUCUACCAGAAAAACCAGGACGACAGACACAAAAAGGCAAAUGGCAUUUGGCAAGAUGGGUUGUCAGGUGCGACACAGACUUUCAGCGACAGAUCGGAGCAGCACCUGGCGUACCACAGCUUCUCCGAGUCCGCUUUUCACAGCAGCAACGGGCACACGCCGUCGAGCUGCAGCCCCAAGUAUGAUGACUACGCCAACUACAAUUACUGUGAUGCCCGGGAGGCCUCAGAAACCACUGCCAUGUUGCAAGAUGAAGAUCUGUCUAGUGAAGCUGACGAGGAUGUGAUUGUGGAAACGAACCCCAAAUUACCGAAGGAGUCCAGUGGCAUCAUGGCUUUGCAAAUACUGGUGCCAUUUUUACUAGCUGGUUUUGGAACGGUUUCAGCUGGCAUGGUUUUGGAUAUAGUACAGCACUGGGAAGUGUUCAAAAACGUAACAGAAGUUUUCAUCUUAGUUCCUGCACUUCUUGGCCUCAAAGGCAAUUUGGAAAUGACGCUGGCAUCCAGGUUAUCCACCGCAGUGAACGUUGGCAAGAUGGACUCCCCCAUUGAGAAAUGGAACCUCAUCAUCGGCAACUUGGCUUUAAAGCAGGUUCAGGCUACAGUAGUUGGUUUUCUAGCAGCUGUGGCAGCAAUUAUAUUGGGCUGGAUUCCAGAAGGAAAGUAUUACCUCGAUCAUUCCAUACUUCUGUGCUCCAGCAGCGUGGCGACCGCCUUCAUUGCAUCUCUUCUGCAGGGAAUAAUAAUGGUUGGUGUUAUUGUCGGUUCAAAGAAGACUGGCAUAAACCCUGAUAACGUGGCUACGCCCAUCGCUGCCAGCUUUGGCGACCUUAUAACUCUCGCCAUAUUAGCUUGGAUAAGUCAGGGUUUGUACUCCUGUCUAGAGACCUAUUACUACAUUUCUCCAUUAGUUGGUGUCUUUUUCUUGGCUCUGACUCCUAUCUGGAUUAUAAUAGCAGCCAAGCAUCCAGCUACCAGGACAGUUCUGUACUCAGGCUGGGAACCUGUCAUAACAGCUAUGGUCAUAAGCAGCAUUGGGGGUCUUAUUCUGGACACAACUGUCUCUGACCCAAACCUGGUUGGGAUUGUGGUUUACACGCCGGUUAUCAAUGGCAUCGGUGGUAAUCUGGUGGCCAUUCAGGCGAGCAGGAUUUCUACCUACCUCCACUUACACAGCACCCCAGGAGAGCUGCCUGAGGAACCCAGAGGUUGUUACUACCCGUGCAGGACUUUCUUUGGUCCAGGGGUAAAUAAUAAAUCUGCCCAAGUUCUACUGCUUUUAGUGAUUCCUGGGCAUCUGAUUUUCCUUUACACUAUUCACCUGAUGAAAAGCGGCCACACUUCACUAACAGUGAUCUUCGUCGUCGUGUUCUUGUUUGCUGCUGUGCUACAGGUGUUUACCUUGCUGUGGAUCGCGGACUGGAUGGUCCACCACUUCUGGAGGAAGGGAAAGGACCCGGACAGCUUCUCCAUCCCCUACCUGACUGCACUGGGGGACCUGCUGGGCACGGCGUUGUUGGCCUUGAGCUUCCAUUUCCUGUGGCUGAUUGGAGAUCGAGAUGGAGAUGUCGGAGACUAGGAAACCCUGCAGGUCGCUCUCCAUUACCAAGGGGAGCGCACAAGAUAACACCCCUGGCUCUUCUCCGAAACACUGCAGAGUGAAAAGUCUGACCUCUGCCAGGGUGGUCCUGCGUGGGCCCUGAUUCCAUUAAAUGGCCUUAACAUUUUUUAAGGGAUUUGUGCUGAAACCAGAAUGAACAGUAUUUGUGCUGCUUUUUAUAGAAUAAUUUGUCAUGGACAUGGCUACAAACUCAAGUAGGAAAGAAAGACUAUAGAUUGUUUACAAUGAAUAAUUUUGAAACCACAAACAUGACAGAAAUGUACUUUAUUAUUAUUUAGGGUACAGUGCUAGGGGAGAGGAAACAGAGCUCGAGGUUGGCCUCUUUUGUCUUACGGAUAUAUUAGGUGGCAAAGCAUACUCUAAAGUGAAAGGUGCCCAGCCAA